AUGCUCGAUACAUUAAUUUUCCUUGUCAAAUACGGAGGUAGUUCCUAUCUCGUGUAUAUUGCCACGCUGGUCGCUUAUCGAGUCUGGUUCCAUCCACUGCGGCAUAUUCCCGGUCCUCCGCUUGCCAAAGCCACAUACCUGUAUGAAUGGUACUUUGAUCUGUACCUCAGCGGUCAGUUUACCUUCAGGUUAAAUGAUCUCCAUCAUCAAUACGGCCCCGUUAUCAGAAUCAACCCCGAUGAAGUCCAUAUAAACGACCCCGACUACUUUGACGAAGUAUUCAACCAGACCAAUGGUCGUGCGGAAAAGCCAAUCCAAGCCAUCGGAACGCAAACGCAUGAACUUCAUCGCAUUCGAAGAAGUGCACUCAAUCCCUUCUUCUCGAAGAAAUCAGUCAACGAUUUGGUCCCAGAGAUGAGACGCCCUAUUGCCAUCUUACGUGAGCGUCUUGAUCAGGCGAGUAAGAAUGGCGAGACAAUGAACAUGAAGUACAUGUAUGCAGCUGUAACUCUGGAUAUCAUCAACGAUUACUGCUUCGCAAGGGAUCCGGAAAAUGUUACUCAGGCAGACUUCGGGCGCAAAGGUUUUGAUGAUGUCGAUAGUUUUCUGGAAGUUAGCUUGUUGAAUAUCCACAUUCCGUGGCUUAUGCGACUAAGUUAUUCUUUGCCAGACUGGAUGAAUAAGCGCCUUGCGCCGGCGAUGGCAGAUAUCCUUGAUUUCCGGAGAGUAGAGGCAAUACGUCAUGGGCAGGACAAAUCCUACGAGACUGCCACACAUCGAACCGUAUUCCACGAGCUCCUAGAAAGCAAACUGCCACCGAAUGAGUUGAAGCGCGACAGGCUCCGUGACGAAGCUUUUAGUCUAAUGACUGCUGGUUCUGGUACUACAGCAUAUGUUCUCCGUGGAACAGCCUACCAUAUCGCUGCCAACCAAUCGGCGCGUCAGCGCCUGCAUGAUGAGUUAAAAGCAGCCAUUCCUGACCCCUCAAAUCCACCUUCACUUCCUGAGCUAGAACGACUUCCCUACCUGUCAGCCGUGGUGCAGGAGGGUCUCCGCCUCUGCGAUCCAGUCACUCAUCGAAUCAGUCGACAAUUCCCAGACAAAACCCUGAACUGCAACGGCUACGUGAUACCGGCUGGCUCAACAGUGGGAAUGACACCGCACCUUACGCAUGAAAAUGCGAAAAUCUACCCGGAACCGCGCAACUUCCGACCGGAACGUUGGCUCGAAAACGGCAAGAAACUCGAACGAUACCUCGUCCCUUUUAACCGCGGGACCCGAUCGUGUCUUGGGAUUAACCUAGCCCGCGCGGAGCUCUUUCUUAUCCUCGCUGUGGUGUUUCGAGAGUUCGAUUUCGACGUGACGCAGGUGUCAAGGGAGAGGGAUAUCGAUGUCAGCCGCGACUAUAUCCUCGGUGCACAGGCUCGAGACUCGCCUGGGAUUUUGGUGAGGCCCAGGAAAUGUUAG
This is a messenger RNA of Aspergillus tanneri, 1467 nucleotides long. RefSeq names its product cytochrome P450. NCBI's taxonomy places the organism in Eukaryota, Fungi, Ascomycota, Eurotiomycetes, Eurotiales, Aspergillaceae. The transcript has 7 exons. The record is from RefSeq and is a predicted model, not a curated record. The coding region runs from base 1 to 1467 and encodes 488 amino acids. Gene Ontology annotation, molecular function: oxidoreductase activity, acting on paired donors, with incorporation or reduction of molecular oxygen; monooxygenase activity; heme binding.